CUAGCUGCGCUGCACAACAUUCACCGGUGUCGUCCAAACCAAGUUGCCUCUCACGCUAAUAUUUUUCAUUAUGGAUUUGAAUAAUAUGCUGUCGCAGCUUGAAACGACCAACGCAGAGGAGGUCGAGCAGCUCCUGCGUCAGUAUAAUCGAGAGAACAGUCGCAUUUUUGCUUUUGAUCCAAAGGAAGAAGCCCUGCGAAGUAAGCUGUGCCAGAAUGUGUUAUCAGUACUUGGGGGACAGGUGCAGCCCAGCUGUCAGAGGACAUGUCUGGAAACUCUACGCAUCCUGUCCAGAGACAAGAGUGUCCUCGCACCUGUAGCCACCAGGGAAGGCAUGUUGACUCUGGGAGGGAUGGCAAGGCUUCAUGAUAGAGAGGAAGGAGGUGACAAUCAGAGAGUCUCUGAGGAAGACACACAGUCAGAGGAGGAAGAGCGGGUGGUGGUGGAGGCCUUGAAGUGCCUAUGCAACGUGGUUUACAACAGUCCUGCUGCUCAGCGUGUCAGCAUAGAAGUGCAGCUGGCCCACGGCCUGUGUGCCAGCCUGCGUACGGCCCGCACAUGGCACCAUGAGGUGGGCCUGUUCACUCUGCGCCUUCUCUUCCUGCUGUCUGCCCUGCAGGCUGAUGUAAGAGGAAUUUUGAGGAGAGAAUGCCAUGCAGUGAGACUACUGACAGAGGUCCUGGAGCACAUCCUAGAUGUGCGCUGGGUAGGCCCCUAUGAAGUUGCCUGUCCAGAUUCACAGGCCCUGUCCAUGCCUGCAGAAGACAAUGAGCGAGCAAUGGAAGCACUCAAGGCCUUGUUCAACCUUACUCUAUCUGUCUCUGGUGAGAAGGAUGACCACCAGUUCCGGCUAAUCACUGCCAUCCUGCGCCACCUGUUGAUGCUGAAGACUGAGACAGAGGAGAAAACCGAGGAAGCACACAGCCAUGCUGUUAACUUGCUGAACAACAUGCCAGCCUCCUGCCUCGACGUGUUAAUCGAUGUGCCUGUCCAAGGAGGACAUGAGAACUAUGGUGGCAAAAACAUGGAUGCAAUCCAGGUGUUAAUAGAUUUCAUGGGGAAAAGGAUUGACAAGCAGGGUUCCAACUACAAAGAGGGGCUGACACCAGUGCUUAGCCUUUUAACAGAAGGAUCCAGACACCACAGAGAGAUCCGCAGAUUUAUCAAAGCUCAGGUACUCCCUCCACUGAAAGAUGUGAAGAUCCGGCCAGAGAUUGGCACCACCACCAGAAACAAGUUGGUUCGCCUGAUGACUCAUGUGGACAUGGGCGUGAAGCAGACCGCUGCAGAGUUUCUCUUCGUUCUCUGCAAAGAGAGUGUGGACAACCUGUUGAAGUACACGGGAUAUGGAAAUGCAGCAGGACUCCUGGUGGCUCGAGGACUUCUUUCAGGAGGAAGAGGAGAGACGCAGUACUCUGAAGAUGAAGACUCAGACACCGAAGAAUAUAAGAGUGCCAAACCAUUCAUCAACCCCAUCACUGGUCAUGUGGAAGAGCCCAUGCCAAACCCCAUUGAAGAGAUGACGGAGGAGCAGAAGGAAUACGAGGCUCAGAAACUGGUCAACAUGUUAGACAAGCUGUCAAGGCAGAACCUGAUUCGGCCCAUGGGUGUCAGGCCAGACGGGAAGCUAGCACCCCUGGAAGAAACACUCUGUGAUCUACCCGAAGACAACUCAGACUCUGACUCUGACUAGUGCUCUGUACACUGACGCCACAUUUUCCACAAGCCCACCAGGUCAACCCACCUAAAGCUGUGUCCCAUUUCGAGGGCUGGAUCCUGUGAAGGAUGGGGAAAGGUGGGUCCUUCAGAGUUAGCUAAAACACCCAAAUCGAAAACAGAGUCUUAAAAAAACAAAAAAAAACAACCCACAAAAACCAGCAGGUGCCGGAUCAGAAUAGUGCUGCAGUGAUGGUUCCCUGCAAAGUAGUCUAAGACAACUGAUAGUGGAUAAUCUGUUUUACACACACUCUCGCAGAAGUUCAGACAGAGGACUGUGGCUCCUCCCUUCAAUUGACUAAAUCUAUUUUAUGCCGAUUAUUUGAUCCUUCACAGUUCUACUUUUUAUUGGUAAAUACAUCUUUGUAACUUCUACUUGUCUGUAUGUUUAUAUCUGACAUCUGUUACCUACAUCAGUGCUUUCUUCCUUCAACGAAUCAGUAACUGAUGACCACUCGCAUUGAAAACUAAAAGCUAAAAGUGAUGUGGUGAUAUGCAUCACAUUAAACAUGACUCGGAUGCAGUGGAUUGUGAGAUAGUAGUAGCUGCGAAGAAGCGUUCCCUCUUGUCUGCCUUUUUCAGAGAAUGCGUUGAAGCGAUGCAGUUCUUGUCGAUCUGAUGUUUUCAGUCUUGCUAAUGCAGCUUGUGAUGAUCCAGCCCUGAGUUGGGACUUUAGGGGUCUGUUGCUACCGUAAGCCAUUCUCCACAGUGGAAGUGGACUUUAAAAGUGCGAUACACUGUAAUGCAAAGGCCUUUGUGGUUAACUGUUGCACCUUCCUCAUUCACUUUCCUGCUCCAGAAGGUUGUGAGAGGUUGAAAACACUCAUGUUUGCUAAAAGUGUAGUUAGAUCUAAAUUAUCAUUCCUUCACCGUUGUUUUUUUUCUAUUUCUGCCACAUGUUUUGUCCACUGUUUUUACUACUAGAUAAUCCAAGUGCACAUUAUCAACACACAUGUAAACGUGACGUUGGCCUGUCCAGAUCGGACCAGUGUUGAUGUAUAUUUAGAAAUCAGGCAGUGCCAGUGUGAAGAGUUUGACCUCGUAGCUCACAGUGAGUCUGUAUUUAUUUGUGUAAUUUUCAUGAAUGCUGCACAUCAGUUAGUUGCCAAGGAAACUUUCAGGAUUCAGUCGGCUCUCACUUAUUUCACUGGACGGUAGUUUGGCAAAACUCCCUUUUGAUUCAAAAAUGAACUUUAAAAUGAAUGGAUGCUACGUUCUCUGGUGAUGGACGACGGUAAAGCUGUUGUCAGACUUUUGUGGACUCUUGACAAAGAAAUGUUAAAAUUGAAAUGAUUUUAUCUACAUUUCUUUUUCUCCUCUGUCAAAUCUGCAUGAUGUUAACUCUAUUCACAGUAAUGUGAUUUGUUUUCUACAUUUAAAUAUUUGCUAAUUUUAUAAAAAAAAAUCUAUUUUAGUCCAUGUAUGAACUGGAUAACAAUUCUUUGUGCUAGUGGAGUUUUUUAUUAAAUGUAUAAAACACUUCCACUUGUGAAGUUGAGUGCAUGGCAGAUGCAACAGAUUUGGACUUUGAACUCCCUAUUCCUUUAGAUUUCUUAUACAUUUGUGGCAAAGGGAAAGAAAAAUAAACACUCUAAUCCAGAGGAAUUUAACUUAAACAAGAGAAAACAAGUCAUUAUUUGAGGAUUCUGUGAAAGCUCCGCUCUGAAUCACCACUACUGCCUCCUCACAAACAUUAAUAGAGAUCAUUUAGGAAUCAAAUGAGUGGGAAAAACCAACAUAAGUGUCUUAGUAAGAUGAUGAAGCCUGCAUGAGCUGUUAAAUCAGCUUUACUGCACCAUGUCAUGAGUUCAGCAGUUCUGGCUGUAAAGGCCAUAGCACAAGUCACAUUCUCUCCUAAUCAAACCAUUCAGUGGCCAUUUUGCUUUCUUCUUUUCUUCAGGUUUAGUUUGUGUCGUUUCUGUGAAUCUGUUUCUUUUCACGCAUGUAAAUACCAUAUUUUCCUGCAUCAUCAUUAUUGUUAUUAUUAUUAUUGUUGUGGGAAAACAAAAGUGCAUGUUCACAUUCUCUCCAUCUGCAAAGUCUAUGUUAUGAAAAUUGUUUUGUUCUUUUUGCACAUUGUUAAACUGUAAAUAGCACUGCUCUUAUAGUGAGGCGUCUAAUGAAAAGUAAAUAAAGUGAAGGAGAAUA
Molecule: messenger RNA, 3864 nt
Organism: Solea senegalensis (Senegalese sole)
Lineage: Eukaryota; Metazoa; Chordata; Actinopteri; Pleuronectiformes; Soleidae
Gene: ric8b
Product: RIC8 guanine nucleotide exchange factor B
Exons: 10
Coding region: 71-1693 (540 amino acids)
Biological process (GO): G protein-coupled receptor signaling pathway
Cellular component (GO): cytoplasm; plasma membrane
Molecular function (GO): guanyl-nucleotide exchange factor activity; G-protein alpha-subunit binding
Source: RefSeq, a predicted model, not a curated record